This is a messenger RNA of Trichomycterus rosablanca, 2950 nucleotides long. It is a transcript of the gene arhgap39, whose product is annotated as Rho GTPase activating protein 39. The record is from RefSeq and is a predicted model, not a curated record. NCBI's taxonomy places the organism in Eukaryota, Metazoa, Chordata, Actinopteri, Siluriformes, Trichomycteridae. The coding region runs from base 68 to 2950 and encodes 960 amino acids. The transcript is spliced from 10 exons. Gene Ontology annotation, cellular component: cytoskeleton; cytoplasm. Gene Ontology annotation, molecular function: GTPase activator activity; protein binding. Gene Ontology annotation, biological process: signal transduction.
CCCCUACCACCAUGCCUGCCGCUCUGUGGAUUACCUGCACUGGAUUAUAACCGCGAGAAAAGGGACCAUGGCGGAGAGGUUAGAGUGGGUGGAGAUCAUUGAGCCUCGCACACGCGAGCGCAUGUAUGCCAACCUACUGACAGGUGAGUGUGUAUGGGAUGCACCUGCUGGUGUGCACAUCAAGCGAAGUGUUCAGGACCAGUGGUGGGAACUGUUCGACUCCAACACCUCUCGCUUCUACUACUACAACGCCUCCACCCAGUGCACUGUGUGGCACCGCCCACAUGGCUGCGACAUCAUUCCCCUCGCCAAGCUCCAGACACUCAAGCAGAACACGGAGACACUUCCUGUCGCAUCGGUCAUCAGCGGGUCGGCCGACAGCAGCCCCGCUCGCAGUGCCGUCAGCACCACGUCGUCACAAGAACAGGAGGAGAAGACAGCACCCAAGGAGGAGGUAGAGAGUUUCAGAUGGGGAACUGGUAGUAAAGACAGGAUGUUGAUUAAAGUUACUGACAGGGAGCCCAGCUUCCUACAGCAGGGAAAUGGUUAUUCUGGAUCCUCACCACGUUCGAGACGCUCAUCAAGUAACACCCCUUCUGAAGCAGAAAACCCUUCACAUACUUUAACCGACCGCCGCCAAACACAGUCUCCCUUUCUGAAGAGAGCAGAGGUCGGAGGAACUCAGCGGCGUUGCUCUGGUGACUCACAGCCCCCUUCACCACGUUAUGCUUAUGAACCUCCACUCUAUGAGGAGCCUCCCUCAGAGUACCAGUCCCCACCUAUUUAUGAAGAACCGCCUAGUGAUGUGCAUUGCGAUCAAGGCCUUUAUAGCUCAGACAGGUCACCAGCACGUAAGCCUGGCCUUUACCAUUCUCCCAAACAAAACCCAUCCCCUUAUGGUCAGUUGGUGUUGACCAGACAAAGAGGCUCCACCCCUGAGAAGAUCUCCAACCCAGGAGAACGUGACUACAGCCUGAGUGGGCGGGACUAUAGUUCUGCAGGGCGGGACUACAGCUCCAGUGGAAGGGACUACAGCUCCAGUGGAAGGGACUACAGCUCUAGUGGAAGAGACUACAGCUCUGGUGGGCGGGAUUAUAGUUCUGGUGGGCGUGAGUACAGUGCAGCAGGACGGGAGUACGUAAAGCAGCUUGUGUAUGUGGAACAGUCUGGAUCUUCCCCUAGGUUCCGGACAACAGAACGAUUUUUAAGCUAUGGAAAGACCGGGCAGGGUGGCGUAUCCAUGUGUUAUGGUGGCUCUUUUACACUACAACACACUCAUGAUGGUGGUGGCGGCAAUCGCAAGCGGAAAAAUCGCAAACCCUCUUUACCCGGCGGGGAGGGGGAGGGCAUUGGAGUAGGAGCUAUGCUCACUCAAGCACGGCUUGCCUGGGAAGCCCAGCAGCUCAUACAACAGCGAGGUGGUGGGUCUGGAGGUGGUGCCAAAGAUGGCUAUGAGAGUGAUGGGGCAAUGCCCCUGCCACUUCCAGGCCCAGUGGUGCGGGCGUAUAGCGAGGAUGAAGCUUUGGCCCAGCAGGAUGGCCACUGGAAACGGGCUACACUGGACAGACUUGCAUUUCCACAGACACUGCUAGAGAAGAGUUUGUCUGUGCAGACCAACUUGGCAUCACCGGAACCUUACCUGCACCCCUCCCAGUCAGAAGAUCUUGGAGCGUGCUCACAGUUUGAGGCGAGCCGGAAUGCCCGGAACAUGAUGCCCAGUGCUAGCUGUGGAGUGUUUCCGGAAUUCUCUCUGCGAAAGCCUUCCUCUGAGACAGACAUUGAGAAUUGGGCAUCCAAGCACUUCAGUAAACACACACAGGGUCUUUUCAGGAGGAAGGUAUCCAUAGCGAACAUGCUGUCCUGGAGCAGUGAGCCCAUCAAGAAGCCCAUGAUUCACACCAUGGACCGCACAGUCAAGCGGGAAGCAGUGGAGAUCUUCAAGCUCAUCCAAACAUACAUGGGCGACAGAAGGGGCAAAGGUGAUCCUCUGGCUGUGGCUCUGGAGAUUUCAGUGCGUGGCUGGAGCAACCAGGGUCUCCGUGAUGAGCUCUACAUUCAGCUGUGCCGACAGACCACAGAGAACUUUCGCUAUGACAGCCUGCAGAGGGGCUGGGAGCUCAUGGCUAUCUGUCUGGCAUUUUUUCCGCCCACGCCCCGCUUCCACAACUACCUGGAAGGCUACAUCUACAGACACAUAGACCCACUUAACGACACUAAAGGAGUGGCCAUCAGCAGCUAUGCGAAGUACUGCUAUCGUAAAUUACAGAAAGCUGCUUUGACCGGAGCGAAAAAGGGUUUAAAAAAGCCUUGUCUAGAAGAGAUAGCCUAUGCUCGUAACGCCAUCUUUAGCCUGUCAAUGUUUGGCUCCUCUCUGGAAGAAGUGAUGGCAAUACAGAAGGAGCGUUACCCUGAUCGACAGUUGCCAUGGGUACAGACUCGUCUUUCUGAGGAAGUAUUAGGAUUGAAUGGAGACCAGACUGAGGGCAUAUUCAGGGUGCCUGGAGACAUAGACGAGGUAAAUGCACUAAAGUUGCAAGUGGACCAGUGGAAGGUGCCAACAGGUUUGGAGGACCCACACAUUCCAGCGUCAUUGCUAAAGCUGUGGUACAGGGAACUGGAGGAUCCAGUGAUUCCUCAUGAAUAUUAUGAAGAAUGCAUCUUAAACUAUGACAGUCCUGAAGCUGCUGUCAAUGUGGUACAUAACCUUCCUCAUAUCAACAAACUGGUGCUCUGCUACCUCAUCCGUUUCCUACAGGUGUUUGCUCAGCCUGCCAACGUGGCCAUUACAAAAAUGGAUGUGAGUAACCUGGCGAUGGUGAUGGCUCCCAACUGCCUGCGCUGUCUGUCUGAUGACCCACGCGUCAUCUUUGAGAACACCCGCAAAGAAAUGAGCUUUAUCCGGGUGCUCAUUCAGCACCUUGAUACUAGCUUCAUGGACAGAAUUCUUUAG